Molecule: messenger RNA, 3682 nt
Organism: Lepisosteus oculatus (spotted gar)
Lineage: Eukaryota; Metazoa; Chordata; Actinopteri; Semionotiformes; Lepisosteidae
Source: RefSeq, a predicted model, not a curated record
CGGCGUGCGGUCGGUCUAGGACAGGCAGCUGUUUCCUUCGGGAGGUCGGAGUUUCGGGGCUGUUGCUGGCUGUCUUUCGGAAGGGGCUGUCCAGCCUCUCUCUCUCUCUCUCCCAGUUGGAAACUGGCAGCCCAGCGGCUAUCCAAGGCGGGUGGAGAGGUCUGUCCUUGUUUUGGCAAGGUGACUCGAACCCGAUGAGCACACGAAUACACUCGAGGGUACACCUGUUUAUUGCACUACAUUUCUCCCGUACCAGCUGUGUACAGCAGAUUGGAGAUUAAUCAGAGGAAAACACCAGUGAGACUUCCCUGAAACAAGCCUUUGAUACCGGACUGGACUGGUUCUUGCUAAGUUGGCCUUUGACAAGCUUUUGUAAGGAAUACAAAUUGACCAUAACUCAGUGAAAGUGAGAGCUUGAGAAAGCUUGAGAAGAUUGAGUUUAUCAUUAUUAUGAACUAUGGACCAAAGUGCAGUUGACAGUCCGGUGACCUUAGUCAUCAAGGCACCCAAUCAGAAAUACGAUGAUCAGACUAUAAACUGUUUUUUGAACUGGACAGUGGAAAAACUAAAAUCGCAUCUUUCUAAUGUCUAUCCCAGCAAACCGCUGUCGAAGGAUCAGAGACUAGUGUACUCUGGAAGACUGCUCCCAGACCAUCUGCAGUUGAGAGAUGUCCUUAGAAAGCAAGAUGAGUAUCAUAUGGUUCACUUAGUGUGUGCCUCUCGGACUCCACCUGGCUCUCCGGAGCCCAGCGGCAGUAACAGGACCCAGACACAGUUCAGUACGCCAGCCCCUCCCAGCUCCGCGGGCUCUUCGAGCUCGGGAACGUCCUCGCCCGCUGCGCCCCCAAGCCUGGAGACCCCGUUGGCCUCCAGCAGUGUGAACUCUGAGAGCCUGCGGUAUCGUGGAAGUCCUCGCCAGCCCACCAGCCCCGAGCACAACCAUGCCCCUCACAGCUUCACGCAAGGACACGUGGGGAACCAGUUUCCUGGGCCACAAGGACUUCCUGCUGGCUUCCCCUUGUAUCCCGUUUACCACCCAGCGCAGGUCCUGUGGUGGCAGCAGAUGUACGCUCGGCACUACUACAUGCAAUAUCGGGCCGCUGCAGCCUCCUCCCAGCCCUCCGGUCCCCUCCCGCCGCCGGAGCGCGGGGUCCCCCAGUCUGCGGAGCCGCCGCCGCCGCCGCCGCACGAGCCCCCCGCCCUGCCCGAGGACCGGCCCGCCAACCCGAACGUGCAGAUGAACGCCCAGGGGGGCGCGGUGAUCAACGAGGAGGACCUGAACCGCGACUGGCUCGACUGGGUGUACACCUUCUCCCGCGCCGCCAUCCUGCUCAGCAUCGUCUACUUCUACUCCUCCUUCAGCCGCUUCGUCAUGGUGGUGGGCGCCAUGCUGCUCGUCUACCUACACCAGGCCGGCUGGUUCCCUUUCAGAGGGGAGCUUGCGAACCAAGGUGGAGGGGGAAACCCAAACGAGCAGGAGGCCGAGCACCGCCAGGACAUCCAGGAGAUGGAACGCAUCAUGGACGAGGGGCUCGAUGAGGACGGGGGAGACGGGGGCGACACCCCCGCCGAGGACCCGAACGCCGUCCCCCACCCUGGCUUCCUGGCCUCAGCCUGGUCCUUCAUAACCACCUUCUUCACCUCCCUCAUCCCGGAGGGUCCCCCUCACGCCGCCAACUAGGCCCGGAGCGGGAGAGCCGCUCGGCCGCUGGCCCACACGUCGCAUUAAAGACCAGACUGGCGAACCCCGCCGCGUGGGUGUGGAUUGUAACAACGGGGGGCCUCCGGCCCUGUCUGUGAAGUACCCUUUUGUUUUCUCGUGGUGUUGUGGAUUCCCUCCGAGUGGAGUGGGGGCGGGAGGGAGUUUCACUUAUGCCUGGCAUAAGAAAAGGGCUGUCAGGUUGUUGUUUUUUCCCCCACUUCUAGAGAUAAAACAUCUGGAUCUUGAAUGCAGAAACGAACACCAGAUUCCAUUCAUAUCAUGUUUGAUAAAACCCUAGGACAUUUACUGUACAGGAGACCCCCUCACUACUUUGCAGAAGGUAAAGCGUUUUUGAAUAAGUCAGGCUUAUUCAGUUUCAGACAAGCUGCAACCACUCUGUUAGGAGCGUUCUGGAGAGGUAAUCAGUUCUACAAAGCUAUGUGGGAUCUUUUUAAGGGUCUUUUAGAGGAGGUUUUAAGUCCACUCUGGGUCUUGUUAACAUGUUUUGUAAAGUAGAACGAUCACAUCUGUAAAUAAUGAUGGUUAAAAAAGACACUUCUCCGUGCAAAACCCAGUUCCGAAUUGUACAGGACAGAGCUGUCACUCAAACACCCAAAAGUGAACAUGGCUUUCUAUUAUGUAAGAAAUAUUAAAAUCUCAUUUUUGUUUUUAUGCCCAUUGAUAGUUUACUGUUUGGGGCAUAGAGUUAAUUAAAAUGCUUUUUUAUAACCAAAUGAUUAGCAACUGGAUAUUAAACUGGAACGUGCUCACAAAGCAUAAUUUAGUGAGAGUUUACCCAAUUAGAGACAAUUGGUUGCGAGCUAGUUUCUUCUGGUCAAGAGUUUUAUUUAAUCAUUGCAUGUAGCACAUGAUUAUAGUACAUCCAUUUGGAUUCUGCUACAUUUGUUGUUUUGUAAGAGAUGAAAGAUGCUAGUGAUCAACCUGCCUUUUCUUUAUUUUACUAUGCUUGUCAGACAUGCAUUAAUCUAAAUUAUUCCUGGUCUGUGCGAAGCAACUCUUUCCAGUAGAGGGCGAUCUAGGUCUGUUAAGUGAUACUACUCCAGGACAUUUCUUGUUCAGGAGCGUGAACUGUUGAGGCCUCUCGUCUUUCUCCGCAUCAGUAUUUUUCACAAGCUGACAAAACUGCUAAGAAAAAGUUUUUUAAUCACUUUAAUUAAUGAUCUUGUCUGGGCAAGUAAUGGAAGACAAUCCUGCUUUCAGGAAGACUGGUUUAAAAAUGCCUGCAGAAGGUGUUCUCAGCCAUCCAAGUUUUAGUGUAAAAAUGUAAUCUGUUAAAACAAGUACUAUCUUUUGAACAAAUGUAUUAUAAAUAAAGGCUUUACAUAAUUUUCUAAAAUGUUGCUUUUUAAAAAAAUGAUCAGGCUGAGUACUGUUGAUUUGAGAAAGCUGGAUGAAUAAACUGUUACUUGCGAUUACAUAUUAGCUAGAAUAGAUGCACUUUUGUGGAUGAGCUUGAAUCAGUAAACUGAAGUCAAUGAAAUCAAUCGGGUUCAUACAAAGUUUCUAUAGCACUCAUGGAAGCAAGCGGCAGUUGUAAAGCCUAUAUUGAAUAGCUGUGGAAAUUCUCCCAAGUCCAAUGGCCGAGCCCUUACGAGCAGACAGGAGUGGCAGGGGGAAGACCGAGGGCUUGAUCUCACCACGGUCUGGUGGUGGCCAGCCGUGAUCAUGAGCUGCAACACAUUGACGACCCAGAACAAAAAUCUUUCUUCUUGUCAGAAGGCUGCUGCAUCUUGGCCGGAGCUCGGCGCUAGAUCUUCGUUUUGCUGCCCUUUUAAAGCAGGAUACAAACACGACCAAGGAAAGACGAGCAGCAAAAGGUGAAUGGGCAGAGCCUCAGGCCAGGUUCGCGGUGGACAGGAGGGAGCUACAAGACUGGAGAAAGACAUGGCCGUGGAGUUAGGGUGGGGAGGAGUCUCUGAAAUAGUGUCUGAAAUAAAGUUCUUCAUGGUUCUAAAAUAA